AGGAAGUUCUGCCUGAGAGGCUAAAAUCUGGGCAAAAAGCGACCCUCACCCCCCCAGUAUGAGAGGCCAACUGUGUCCGGUGGAGACAAAAUAAACAGCUUGUGUCUGCGAAGGCUCGGCUCAUUGUUACCGUCACAGGACGAAGAGUCACCUGAGUUUCACCUAAACCACCGACUUCCUUCUCGACGAGCACCACCUCCACCAUGACUGCUGCUGUCAGAGUUUCUGCCAAAGUGCCUAUCCGAGGUGCUGGUGAUGGCAUGGAAACAGAAAAACCGCCGGCCGUCCUGGAGGUAAACACAGAUGCCCUGCCAUCAGGGUCGUCUGCAGUUACCCUCUUGAAGGUGGCGAGCCCAAAACACAGCCCGAAGUCUACCCAUGCGGCUCCCCAUGCUGCCCCCCAUGCUGCCCCCCAGCCUCUCGGGGUGCUCCACCUGGGCAAGGUGAGUCGAGAGGCCUGCACAGAGGUGGAGGCUGUGAGGAUUCUUGUCCCACGUUCAGCUAUUAGCCGGAGCAGCCGCGUGGGACCUGUUGAGGGGAAAGGGGAGGCCGGGCAACAUGGUGAGGAGCAGGGCUCUCCCCCGCUGCCUCUGGUGGAGGACUGGAGAGGACAGAUGGAGAAGCUGCAGAACUCUGAACGCAGGCUGCUGCAGGACAAGGAAGGCCUCUCCAAUCAGCUCCGUGUGCAGACAGAGGUGAACCGUGAACUAAAGAAACUGCUGGUGGCGUCGGUGGGGGAUGACCUUGAGUACCACUUUGAGCGUAUGUCGCGGGAGAAGAACCAGCUGAUUCUGGAGAAUGAGGCACUAGGCCGGAGUCUGGCACACACCGCGGAGCAGCUGGAGCGAAUGAGUAUCCAGUGUGAUGUUUGGAGGAGCAAGUUUCUGGCCAGCAGAGUCAUGGCAGAGGAGCUGACGAAUGCCAGAGCAGCUUUGCAGAGGCAGACCAGAGAAGCACAAGGAGCCAUUCAGGAUCUGCUGUUGGAGAGAGAGGAGUUCUCCAGGGACAUGGUGCUCACUCACAGAUCUCUGGAGCAGCUCCUGGUGUCUCUGCAGUGGGGCAGACAGCAGACGUACUACCCCAGUGCACAGCCCCUCAGCACCGGAGAGCUUGCAGCCGCCAAUCACAAGCUAGCAGACGCCAUCAACUCCCACUUGCUGGGAAACACCAGCAGCAGCGGCGGCAUGGUGAAGAGCAGCAGUGCAACGGCUGAGCACCUCUGCAGCACACCUGCCGAGAAGAUGGCUGAGAAGGUGCUGAAGAUUUUAGAUCCAAUUUCCUGUUCAGAAAACAAGGUAGAUCCUCCACUCAAUGACUCACCCUCUUCAAACUUCCUCAGCAAUAAGAAGAGCAUUGGAAGGUUUCACCCAUACACACGCUAUGAGAACAUUACUUUUAACUGCUGUGAGCGCUGCACUGGAGACAUCCUGGUGCUGUAGAUAUCAAGUAGGGCAAAACGCCCCCCGUCUGACACCAAUGCAGCAUCAGUUUACUUCAAAUGACUCAAGUCUGAACAAGAGUGUACUCUGAAGAAUAUUGUUGCUCUGUGUUCAGCGACAUUUUCUUUUGUUGCGGUCCUGAUUUCCACAAUUUCAGAUAAUGGUUUUACAUUUUAUCAACCUGCUGUUUAUUUUGCUGUCUUUAACUUUUGGGGGGGGGGAGCUAAAUAAGAAAAGUUGUUUGUUCAGGAAUCAUGAUGUGAAAGUGAUGACAACAGUAUGCAUUUCAGAGCCAUUGCAGUCUGGUUUAAACCGUGGAAAGUGUUAUUUAUUGCUGGAAUGUGAGGUCAAGUUGAGUCAGAGUUACAUGGUGAAAAUACACUGUUAGGCGGUAUUCCUAUUCAAACUUGAACAUUAGGCUAGUGUGUUUUAUUUAAAAAUAAUCCUAAAUCCAUAUGUCAGUGUACAAACAGCCUGUUGUACAAAUACCCUCCAGGAAAUUAACAAACAACUGAUAAUAGGGAAAUUGCAGAGGCUCACAUGUACAAUAACAAAAAAUAAGUGAGGACACCUCUUAUACUGCGGGGGUUUCCCUGUAUGAUGGUGCUAUCGUACUUUAUUUAUUAUUGUUAACAUAUUUUGUAUAUUGGCAUUAUAAUAUACACAACAUUUUUUGGAAGUGGUUUUACGGUACAACGAUAGACUGUUAGUGUGCAGCAGUAUUGUUCAAAGAAAGCCCUGAUGUUACCUGUUUCUCUCACACACAGGUCCCAUUAUUUAAGUCUGACAUUUGAAUUUAAAGUUAUGUUUGAUUUUGUUUUCAUUGAAUUGUGUCAUUUAUUUGGCUUUUUUGCUUUAUUUAAAAAAUAUAUAAGACUGUUGAAAUGACUAGUAAUAUACUGUGCAUGCCUUUUUACAAUUUUCUAAAACCAAGCUGUAUAUUUUGGUUUAUUUCAUCUGUAUGGAUAGUUUGCUUUUCGCAGGGUUGGUGACUGUAUACUUUACAGUGACCAGCAGAUCUUUUGUUUUCUAUGUCAGACCAAAAUAAAGACCAAAGUAGUUUCUAUCUUUUUAAAA
This is a messenger RNA of Dicentrarchus labrax (European seabass), 2516 nucleotides long. It is a transcript of the gene blzf1, whose product is annotated as basic leucine zipper nuclear factor 1. Gene Ontology annotation, cellular component: Golgi membrane. The transcript is spliced from 7 exons. Bases 204 to 1439 code for a protein of 411 amino acids. The record is from RefSeq and is a predicted model, not a curated record. Gene Ontology annotation, biological process: Golgi to plasma membrane protein transport; Golgi organization. Lineage: Eukaryota; Metazoa; Chordata; Actinopteri; Moronidae.